GCAAGCGGGUUUUCCCUCGGAGCUUGUAGACCGCGGGCCGAUGCAGAUGAGACGUCGACCGCGUGGCCUGUAGCCCCGACUGGGCAUGCAGGGCUUCUGGCUGCUAUGGAGCAGCUGUUUCACUUCAGCUCUGGGACAUGCCCUUGCCGUAGUUCGACCCUAUGCGAGCCGCACCGAAGUUCAGUCUUUGGAAGGCUCCUUCUUGUCGUGGGACACCUUCCUGCCUUGCAAUGCAACGCCGAACGUGCCCAUCGACCUAAUUCUGGUUUACAGCCAGGCCUUCGACGAUAACGCCGACGCUCUGAGUGCGGCGACGAAUGUACAGCGCUCCUUCGAGCUCAGCGAGCAUCCCUGGCAUCAGUGCUUCCGAUCGGUUUCCAUUCGCGCAGCCAAUCUGACUGCUGCCGAGGAUGUUUAUGACUCUCGAGGUUAUGCAGUCAGAAAGGAUUGGGUGAACGGCCCGAACAAAGUCUUUCGAUUCGUUCUCGGUAGCUUCAUUGAUGGCGAUUAUGCUGUGAACUACACGGCCUUUUAUUUUAUGGAGAUCGAUGCGGUGCCGGUCCGAGCCCUGUGGCUGGACCAGUACGCGCGGGAAGCCUUGUGCUACGAGGCCGCGGCCAUCCGCGGGAGCCGCUACCUAGGCGAUAGCUGGGACAUGUUCAACUCCCAGAUGCCGGAGGACCUACUGCUGCACAUCAAUGGCAACGCUAUUUACUAUGUGCAGCACCCAUGGCUCCGGUUCCUCUACCGCAAGCUCAUGGAGGAGGCCACCACGGAACAUAACGAAGUGGCCUUCGACGUGCGCAUGGCGCGCCUCACCUUGGACGCACGCAGAGGAGAGACCUCCGAGCUGGCCGCAGCCUGGGCGGAGAACGUGGCGACCGGGGAGGAGCCCUACAGGGACGACUCCGUGCUCGUGGGAAACUUCGGGAAUACCUUGCUGAAUUCAAGUUUUGACACCGGGGUCUACAUCAAGCACGGGCCCCUGAGCAACGUCUUCGAGAACUUGGAGAAUCUCACCCUGGCCGUGGCCAGCUUCGGGGAAGACCUGCAGCCUUUGCUGGCCUCGGCGGGCCUGAAUCAUCCCUUCAGGACCAUCAUGAUCUUACAUUCUGACACGGUCAACGCCAGCGACGAGACUGUUCAAACACCUCGUGGCCCUACAAAUGUGAUUCACUUGCAGGCGGCCAAGUCGGAGCACCUGGCUUUGUGCGAACUCGCCUCGCACGUGCCCACGCCUCACUUUGUCUUCACCAGCGCCCGGCACUUCAUCGCUUCCCCCGCGCACGUGCUGAUCACGGCCUCAGGAAAUCCUGUGCUUCCGUACAUCAGUGCCAGCUCGGUCUUCUGCGGCAACCGCCCGGAUUGCAUCUCCUCCAUCGCCCAAGCGGAGGACCUCUUUGGGGUGAAGCUGAACUACCACCACGACACCUUUGAGACGGUCUUCAUCACGGACCUCACGAAGGAGUUCUGCCUGAACUGGGAGCUGGCCACGGCCGCUUUGCCCGGCUACGGGGACUGCGGCGUGGUGCACGGCCCCACGGCGGACGACUACGUCGCGUGGCAGAUCUCCAUGGAGCAGACGCUGCUCUACGUGCCCAAGGAGAAGGAGCGCGUGGGCUGGCGGCCCUGGACGACCCCCUGGACGCCCCACCUGCCGGACGCCAGGAACUGCUCCGUGUACACCGCCGCGGAGCAUGCGCUGCAGCAGUCCAGCUUGUCCGUCUGCGGGAUGGUCGUGGAAGACCCGACCGCCUGCCGCGCCACCGAGGGAUGUACGUGGCGGCCCAUCUUCGGCUCCGGGAAGUGCGUCAUCACCCCGAAACUGAACUUCCCCUGGCAGAGCGAGCCCUUGUCGCCGCAGAGCUGCGACCUGCUGCUGGGCACCACGUCCACGACGACGGCGAGCAGCACGGGAACGUCGCUGACCAGUUCCACAACGAGGACCACAACGAUCACCACAUCGUUGAGCACCACGUCCUCCACUCGGACAUUCACCUCGGCAACGAGCACAGCCACGCUUACAAGCACCUCCACCCGCACAUCCACAGGCACGGCCACGUCGCUGCCCGGCAGCUGCCCCGCGCCCACGCUGGGGGGCCAAUUCGACGCCGCCGGCUGCCGCGACAAGUUCCCCGGGGAGAGCUGCGAGGUGCGUUGCCCCUUCGGCUUUCUGGGAGAUCCAAGCCUCUAUACGUGCACGGCGCAGGAGAUUUAUGUGGGCACACCACCCACCUGCAUGCAGACCACCACCAUGACCAGCGUUACCACUACCCAGACGCAGCUAGUAGUUUGCUCCGGUGGCCUGCCGUCGACUUCGGGGGCGGAUGUCAGCGACUGCUAUGGGAAGGUGAACGGCGAGACCUGCCUGGCCUCCUGUAUUCCAACCUACACAGGAGUGUCGGAGGAGUACUACUGCAACCCUUCUACCGCCCUCUUCGAGCCGGUGGCCAGCGGUUUGGUCUGCGAGCAGAUCGCUUGCUCGGCCCAGCAGCUUCCCAGCGACUUCGAUACCUCCGGCUGUGUAGGCGCCUCCGCGGGGGAGCGGUGUUUGGUGAGCUGCCGCCCCGGCUUUCAGCCCGCCGCCGCGGAGUUUCUCUGCGGCGCCGACGGGAACUUCUCGGGCGCUGUGCCCAGCUGCCAAGCGCUGAACUGCUUGAGUGACCUGCUGCCGGCGCUGCCGGGGCUGGACGUGACGCAGUGCUUGGGGAAGGUGGCCGGAGAGGCCUGCGACGUGAGCUGCGCCUUUGGCUUCCAGGGCGAUUCCGCGCGCUACGUCUGCGACCUGGAGGGCGCCUUCCAGGGGUCGCCGCCUUUUUGCGAGAGGAAAGCCUGCGACCUUUCGCCGUUGGACAACUUCACGAGCACUUGUGCGGGUGUGCGACACGGGGACCGCUGUACUGUGUCCUGCGCAGCUGGUUUCCUCGGCACGGCCACUGAGCAAAGCUGCGUGGAUGGCUCGCUGCAGGGCGACCUACCAGCCUGCCAACCGCUGCUGUGCUCCUUUAGUGGGCUGAGCAUCCCAGCGGGCAUGGACGUCAGCAACUGCGGGGGCGUACAGAAGGGUGAGACCUGCCAGGUGACCUGCGUGGGGGGCACCACCUUGGUGGGCUCGGACCUUCUUGAGUGCCAGAGCGACGGCUUCUUCUCGAAGAUCCAGGCGGCCUGCCUCCCGGGGAGCUGCGGGAACCUAUCGUCGGUUCAGCCCUUUAGCCCCAGCUACAUCGGAGACUCCUGCGCGGAGCUCACCACCGGCCAGGUGUGUACAGCCUUCUGCGAGCCCGGGUACACCCAGGAGGGCAACGCCUCGGUGCUGAUCUGCGGAGACGGGCCAACGACCUCCGAGGGCUACGUGGAGUUUCUCCCCGGCAGCCAGGGCUCCUGGCCGGCAGAGGAUUCCUCCGGCCCCACCUGCAACGUGAACUUUUGCGCCAAGGGCAUUCCCAACAACCCAGGCCUGAGCCACAACUGCACGGCAGUGCCAACAGGUGGGCGGUGUGUUGUCACGGCGGAGCUGCCCUAUCAGCUGGACUCUUCUGCUGACUCGGUGGAGCUCACCUGCGAUGCCAGCGGAUACCUGCAAGGCAGCUUGCCGGGGCUGCUGCCUGCGGUUUGUCCCAACGCGAGCUUCGAGGCCUCGGUAGGCAGCACCUGCCAGCAGAUCGCCUUUGGUGGGGACUGCUGGGCCUACUGCCUACAGGGCUCUGGCAGGAGCCGCCGAUAUUCAUGCGAGAUGAACGGCACCGGCCUUGCCCUGGUCAGCUCCGAGGACAUCAACUGCACGGCUGCUCGGCGCCUCGCCGCUUUGAGCGUGGAUUGCCCCAGCAGCGCGGCGGCCGGGGUGGGCCUGGCGCAGCAACAGUUCCUCCACGACUGCACGGACAAGCAAAACGACGAGGCUUGCAUUGCACACUGCGCCUUUGGCUACGACAUGCAGGAGACCGAGCCGGCGGUGUUCCUCUGCCAGAGCUCGGCCCUGCAGGGCAGCCUGCCCAGCUGCCUGGCAAAGGCCUGCAACUUCUCCUGGCCCGAGGGCGCGGGGGUGGCGCACGACUGCGAAGGCGUGACCACGGGCGGCACCUGCAAUGCCACCUGCGGGGCCGGCUACACCUACGCCGCCGGCCAGGUGGCCGCGGAGUUUCAGUGCGGUGCUUCGGGGGCUUUCCAGGGCACAGCGCCGAUCUGUGAGCGCGUGAGCUGCGGAGUCCUGGCGUUGAGUGGGCGCUUCUCCCACAACUGCCGCAGCAAGCGCUUCGGAGACACCUGCGGCGUGACAUGCGCUACGGGGUACCACCUGGGUGGUUGGGGCGCGCAGUUCCUCUGCAGCGCCUCUGGAAGCUUCGUGGGGACUUUGCCCAGCUGCAAGGGCAACCCCUGCCCCAACCCCUUGGCCAGAGACGUGUCGCUGGACUCCAGCGGCUGCGAGAACUUGACCACGGCCCAGAGCUGCGACGUGCGCUGCGUCGGGGGCUUCGCGCCCAACAGCUCCACCUUGACCUGCGACGAGUCGGGUUACUUCACAGGCAACAUCCCCUUGUGCAGAGCCUUGCAGUGCACUCCGCCGCCGGAGCUCUCCAAUUCCUCGCUGGCGCACACCUGCAGCGAGGUGUCCUUCAACCGCAGCUGCGCGGUGCUCUGUGCGGCCGGCUACUUCUCGUCUUCGAACUCCUCGCUGGAGGAGUGGCGGUGCCUGGAGAACGCCUCGGCCGAAACCGCCGUGGAGCUGCGGGGCUCGGUGCCCCUCUGCGCGCCGGCGAGCUGCAGCUCGGGGCUUCCGGCCACCAGCGCACGCACCGAGGCCAACUGCAGCGCCCUUUCCACCGGCGAGCGCUGCGCGCAGCGCUGCGCCGAGGGCUAUGAAGGUGACGGCGAGGGCGAGGCGGUGUUUGUGUGCGACAGCGACGGGGCGGCGCGGAGCAACCAGACGCUCAGCUGCCAGCCCGUGGUCUGCAACACCUCCGACGCCGGCAAGUUGGGUGCCGCUGGCAUCGCCAGCACCUGUGGGGACGCCGUGGCCUACGGGUCGCGCUGCGCAGUGUUCUGCGAUGUGGGCUACGAGGCCGACGGGGUUCAGAGCUGGACGUGUGCGGGCCCCGGCUCCGACCUGCCGCCCGUCGAUCCGUUGGAUGCCAAUACCUCCGUGGUGCUAAGGGGCCGGCUUCCAAACUGCGUGCCGCGGGGUUGCUUCUACAACUUCCCCAGAGCGGCCCAGUUCAGCCAUGACUGCGAUGGCAUCGCCACGGGCGACGUCUGCACGGUGCGCUGCGCUGUCGGCUGGGCCGAUCCAAGCGGAAGCGACGGCUGGUUGCUGCGCUGUUUGGCUAACGGCGGACUGAGUGGCGCUCUGCCGAGCUGCCAAGUGGUGACGGCCACAAUGACCAGCACAACGGGCACCAGCACCGUCACAGAUUUGGAGGUCCGGGUCACGGUGGCUGGUGAGCUGCAGCUGGAGGUCAGCGGCGAGGGCUUUCUGGAGGAAGCGGGGGCCCAGCGCGCCUUGGCCCAAGUGAUGGUGGAGCUUCUGCGCCUGGCGCCUUACCAACUCUCCCUGACCCUAGCGGAAGCUUCCGGCAACGGCACUCGGCGCUUGGCGCCGCUGAAAGCCAGCUACAGCGCGGUGCUGGCAGCUGAGACGCAGCAGCAGGCGGACACGCUGGGCGCAAACCUCACGGCGCGGGUGAACGCCACGGGGCUGGAGGAGCUGCAGCGCUGGGUGGCGGCGGCGCUGCGGGCGGAGCUGGGCGAGGAGAAGGCGGCUUUGUACGCGCUGCAAGUGCGGGCGCACUAUGUGGACAUCUACGUGGGCACGCGACAGCAGGAGGUCGUGGCCAAGGAGGUCGCCGAGUGCGGUGUGCAGAACCUGCCGGCGGUGGGAGGCGCGGGCGCCUUUGUCUGCGCCGGGACUUCCUGCCGCGCGCCCUGCGACGCCGGGGGGGAGGCGCUCCUGCAGUGCUCUGGCGGUUGGCAGAUUCAAGAGGAGUGUGCCAACGCUUUCUCCUACGUCUGGGUUAUUGUGCUGGGCUCUGCUGGCGCCCUGUGCUGCCUUGUCACCAUUUGUGGCCUUGCCUGCGCUUGCCGCGGCAGCAAGACCGCGCCGGAGCCGGAGCCGCAGGAGCCGCAGACGCCCUCCAUCCGAGAGCUGCCGUCCGGAGAGGCCUUCCAAAACUGGGCCUCCCAGUGGGAGCAGAGCCGGCCCCGCACCGCGCCCGCCACAGAUCUGCCGCUGGUGCCGCCGGCCCUGCCUGGGACUGCCGGCAUGCCGGACCUGCGCCGCGCCGCGGGCGCCAGCGAGAGGCCCGCCACCGCCGGGCUGCCGUCGCCGCCCUCGCGCCCGCCCCCCGCGGAAAUGCAGCGCACGCAGCUGGCGCAGCUGGCGCCGCCGCCGCUGCCGCCCAACGUAAGGCGGGACAGCUCACCGAGAGCAGCAGACGACCUGGUGCUGCAAGUGGACGAGCUCUCGCCAAUAGCACCGCGGGAGCCCGAAGAGCGAAUCCAAGAUGCCUUGGAGGACAUUAUCGAAGAUGCCGAGGACCACAUCAUGGUGCACGUGCAGCGCAUUAACGGGAGCCUGCUGGCCAAGAUCAAGGCAUCUCAACGCCAGAGCGUGGCUGAUCUGGUGGACUCCAUCAAGCAGGUGGCUGGGGUGGGCCUCAACCUGACGCUCAUCCUAAACCUGAAGGUGCUGCGCCCCGAGCAGCUUCUGGAGGAUUGCGGCUUCUUCGACGGAUGCCCGGUCACGGCCAUCAGAAAUCCGGAACUUCUGGUGGCCGCCGCCUUCGACGACGGCCUGGCCGCCGUGUGGAGUGUGGAGUCCGGCAAAUGUGAGAGGACCUUCGAGUGCCGCUACGGCGGGGUGAAGUCUGCAGCCCUGGCGCAGUCCGGGCUGAUUCUGGCCCUGGGCAUGGUGGAUGGGACGGUUCAGCUCUGGAACGUGUUGACCGGGAAGUUCAUGAGGCAGUACAGCGGCCACCUGGGCGCCAUCUUCUCCGUGGCCUGCUCGCCGAAUGGCAAGCUCCUGGCCACUGGGUGCUUUGAUGGGACGUCCAGACUGCUGAACAUCGAGAAUGGCAGGGUCAUCCGAGUUUGCUCCGGGCACAGAGGCAGCAUCAAGAGCCUGGCCUUUGGCGCCGACUCGAGAACAUUGGCCACGGGGUCAGAGGACUGCACGGUGAAACUCUGGAAGGUGCUGGAGAGGUCAGGGGAGUUGACCUUGUCGGGCCAUACUGGCACGGUCACAGCGAUCGCCUUCUCGCACCAUGGCAAGGCCAUUGCCACCGGCUGCGACAACGGAGAGGUGAGCGCGUGGUCCGCCGUGUCUGGACGGCUGGUCUGGGAGCUUCCGCGGGCGGAGGGCGCGGUGAAGACUGUUGCGUUCUCCCGGGAUGGCGUCAGCCUGGCGGUCGCGGACUUCAGCGGCAACUGCGCGCUCUACAGCGCCUCGAGCAGGACCUGCACCACCCGGGUGCAGUGCCCGGUGGCUGCGCCGCGCUGCAUGGCCUUCUCACCGGCCGCGCAUCUUCUCAUCUGCGGAAAUGAAGCUGGGGAGUUGAAAGUCUAUGGCAGCGAUGACGGGGAGUGCCGAAAGACGCUGGAGGCUUGUGCCAUCCCGUCCAUGGCAUCGUCCGCAUCUUGUGUCGCAGUCUGUGCUGGCCCGGUGCCAAAGAAGUCCCGACGGCGGCUGGAGGAUCGCGAUGAGAGGACGACUGAGCCUAGCGCUUGCGGCAGCGAGCUUGCCAUCCCUCCAUGAGCCGACGUAAAAAUCGCGGCCUCAGCUCACAGAUUUAACUUUCGUUGGACCCGAAAUUGGGAGCGGCCCGAAUGUUUUGACCCUGGUCUCCCCUCAG
This is a messenger RNA of Effrenium voratum, 7844 nucleotides long. NCBI's taxonomy places the organism in Eukaryota, Dinophyceae, Suessiales, Symbiodiniaceae. The record is from the annotation of a GenBank genome assembly.